Silurus meridionalis is the source of this 822-nucleotide messenger RNA. RefSeq names its product claudin 15b (gene cldn15b). The record is from RefSeq and is a predicted model, not a curated record. Gene Ontology annotation, biological process: bicellular tight junction assembly; cell adhesion. Gene Ontology annotation, molecular function: structural molecule activity. The transcript has 5 exons. Lineage: Eukaryota; Metazoa; Chordata; Actinopteri; Siluriformes; Siluridae. Gene Ontology annotation, cellular component: plasma membrane; bicellular tight junction. The coding region runs from base 105 to 776 and encodes 223 amino acids.
ACACACACACGCGCACGCACACACACGCGCACACACGUCACGCUUGAGCACAGCAGCAGUGGUGAUUACACUGAGCUGCAGAGCGACACAGCGGCUGGAAGAUAAUGAAAGAAACUCUGCAGAUUGUUGCGCUUUUUCUGGCUUUUUUCGGCGCUGUGACUGCGUUUAUCUCUUUACACCAUCACACGUGGAAAGUGUCCACUGACUACGGCAACGUCAUCAUCACCUCCAACAUCUUUGAAAACCUGUGGAUGUCCUGUGCUGAGGAUUCCACUGGCAUUUACGACUGCUGGUAUUUCUCAUCAUUACUGGCUUUACCAGGUUUUGUUCAGGCGUGUCGUGCACUCAUGAUCACCUCCAUCGUGUUGGGGAUGUUUGGUCUGAUCUUCACGCUGGUCGGUAUGCAGUGUUCCAAAAUCGGAGGAGAAAACUACAUAGUGAAGGGAAGAAUUGCCGUCCUGGGAGGAGUGUUUUUCAUCCUGCAGGGUUUGAGUACGAUGAUCGCUGUAUCGUGGUACGCCUUCAACAUCACACAGGAGUUCUUUGACCCGCUUUAUCCCGGAACAAAGUUUGAGAUAGGAGACGGUUUGUAUAUCGGAUGGUGUUCAGCUACACUCGCUCUGAUUAGUGGCUGCUGCUUACUGUGUGUGUGUGGAAAUGACAGCAAGGAGGAGAGAAUGUCCUAUCCGUUCCAGUCUCAGCGCAGAGGGACACCGUAUACAACCUCAGUCAUUUCCCAGCAGCCCAAUCAUUACGGCAGAAACGCAUAUGUGUAAACAUUCUUCAGGUUGCCGUGGCAACAAUAAAAAAUGAUCAACAAUG